AUGAUGGACAAAAUUCUAUUACUUUUACCUUUUCUAGCAGCGUGUGUUCUGAAUUGUGAUACGACUGGACCAACUCACGGGAAAGUGGUAAUGUGCUACAUAGCUUCAUGGGCUACUUACCGCCCUGGAGCCGGAGAAUUUGACCUUAUAGAUCUGAAUCCUGAGUUGUGUACGCACAUCGUUUAUACCUUCACCGGACUUGAUGAAAAUACGCUGACAAUCAAAAGUAUCGACAGUGCUCUCGAAAAAGGUUAUAGCAACGCGGGCUACAAAAGCCUGGUAGCGCUGAAAGAAAAGUUUCCUCAUCUGAAAAUCUUUAUCGCCGUUGGCGGCUGGAAUGAAGGUACCGAAAAGUUCUCUAAGAUGGCUGCUAAUCCUGACUUAAGAGCCAGAUUUAUUGAGAGCGUAGUUGAGUUUUUAAAACUACACAAUUUCGAUGGACUAGAUUUGCAUUGGAAGUAUCCCGUGACAAGAGACGAUAAGCCCGAAGACCGACCUAAUUUUGUAUCUUUAAUAAAGGAACUAAAAGAAGCUUUUAUACCUUACUCAUACUUUCUAAUAUCUGCUAUCGGUUCCACAAAGUAUACUCUGGAUCAAGCCUACGACCUUCCGCAGUUAAACCGAUAUUUAGACCACAUGAUUGUGCUAUGCUAUGAUUAUCAUGGGUCUUGGGAAGGCAUCUUGGGUGUUAACGCUCCACUUUAUGGACUAAAUGAAGACGAUGUCCUCAAUGUUGACUAUACUCUCAGGUAUCUACUGUCUCAUGGCGUAACCCCCGGAAAAAUAGUUUUGGGUCUGCCAUUCUUCGGACAUGGCUACAUUCUCAGUGAUCCCGGAACACGUAAUGUUGAAUUUGGUGUCUCACCAAUUAGAAUGGAAUCAUUCCAAGGACCAUAUACCAAAGAAGAUGGGUUAUUGGGAUAUAAUGAGAUAUGUAAAGAAUUAACCGACAAAUCUUCAAAAUGGACACGUCAUUGGCACGAACAAUCUUCUACUCCCUACCUACGGGACGGCGAGCGCGUGAUCACGUACGACAAUACUAGAUCUAUUGCUCUUAAAGUCAAGAAAGCUGUUGAAUAUAAUCUUGGCGGGGUCAUGGCAUGGUCUGUUGAUACAGAUGACUUCAAAGGCUCUUGUGAGAAAGAGGUGGACUAUGUGUCAGUAUCGUAUUCAACUCUGCAUGAAUUUGCACAAAGGUAUAACCGUAUUGCCAACAAUCCUGUGUUAGAGGGUAUCCUCAAGAACCGUAAUCUCCCUAGUGCCGCUUACUUGGACCGACAAACAAAUAGACAAACAGGCGCAACAGAUGUUGUCACAAGAAGCAAGAACCGCAUUUGGCUUACGGAAUCCCAAUCCCCAAACUAUGCUUUACUGCACACAAUUGACGACAUAAUGCACCUUGCGAUGGAGGAAAAGGGUAUCACUGAUGAAAUGAUACGUUUAUUGACAGAAAAGUCAGAUAUAUCAGGACAAAGCAACAAAAAUAGCAGUAUUUAUACGAUGGUGUGUUACUUCUGUUUCAUAUAA
Messenger RNA from Parnassius mnemosyne (clouded apollo), 1527 nucleotides. NCBI's taxonomy places the organism in Eukaryota, Metazoa, Arthropoda, Insecta, Lepidoptera, Papilionidae. The record is from the annotation of a GenBank genome assembly.